Messenger RNA from Triplophysa dalaica, 1971 nucleotides. RefSeq names its product coiled-coil domain containing 125 (gene ccdc125). Gene Ontology annotation, cellular component: cytoplasm. Lineage: Eukaryota; Metazoa; Chordata; Actinopteri; Cypriniformes; Nemacheilidae. Gene Ontology annotation, biological process: negative regulation of cell motility; negative regulation of Rho protein signal transduction. The coding region runs from base 88 to 1593 and encodes 501 amino acids. The transcript has 12 exons. The record is from RefSeq and is a predicted model, not a curated record.
CGGAAAGACUGCCGAGUGAAGUUUCGCAGCGCUUGCUUGAGACAAAUACGUGUUCUUAACUGCAGUCCUCUAACAAAGUAUGCCGUGAUGGAGGGCAGCAGAGAGCAAGGUGUGGAUUCAUCUCAAAGUGCCACAGAAGAUGACAUGACAGAGGGGGAUUUAGGGGAUGGCAUGGGAGCCAGAUCCAUAGGACAUCAUGACAAAGACCGUGUCCCACAUAUAAAAAGCAGGGGGAAAUUUCUGGACUUUCUAUCCCAGUCACGGGCACUCAAAAGAGGCAGCGAGGGAAACAACGAGCCCUUCUCUUGGAUAUCUUGCAGAGCCAUGUAUGCUGCUUUUCGGGAAGAACUGGAGGUUGAACGAGCUGAAAGGUGGCAGAAAAGACAAUCUGAAAGUUCUUCUGAGGACACAAGUGAGGAACUGCAAAGAAGACUACAGGAGGUCACUGAGGAAGUGGAGCUUUUACGCACCGAAUUGGAAGUCACCCAUCGCCACCUGGAGGGGAAACAUGAGGCUCUUAGGAUCUUACAAGGACAGGCAAUCUUGGACAAAGCAACAAGUCAUACUAAAAUCUUACUUCAGAAAAGCGAGGAGAGGACCAAGACCUUAGAAAAGGAAGUUAAUGCUUUGCAGUGGGAAAUAACCUUUAACCAGGUGCAGUUCAAAAAUGUGGAAAACUCAUGGAGUUUAAAAUAUGAAAGGGUGUUAGCAGACAACGAAGCACUAAAGAAAGGACUAGAAGGAAUGAUGACCGAACAUCGGGAAUUAAGAGCAGAAAACUCAUCUAUGAGCCAAAAAUGUCUGGAGCUCCUCUCAAUGCUUAGCGUUAAAGAAAGAAGAGAUUUCCAGAGGACCCAGCCUCCAUGCACCUUGGGAACAGAUGGUUCAUCUUUGGAGAUGGCAGUGUAUGGGGCAUGCCAGUGUAACCCUAAUGGCUGUGAGCCGUGCUCUUGUGCUAGAAGUGCUGCUGCCAGUCGCAAACAAGUUCUUCACAUCACGCAAGAGCUGGAGCAGCAGCAGAAGAGGAAGGAUGAGGCUUAUGUUAUGAUGGAUGCUUUCCGUAUCGCAUUUGAGCAGCAGCUAAAGCGAGUCGGUGAGAAUGUUCUUCGUCAGGCUGAGACCGACAGACAGCAGCCUUACAACCAAAGACAUGAGCAAGGGAAACAAGGAUCACUAAGCGUAGCUGAAAGACUGAAAAAAAUUCUGCCUACUGUUAGAGAAGGAAAGAUGCCAACUGACUCUAAUGAAACACUACAUUUGGUGCUUGAUCUGUUAAAUGACAAAGAGGAGGCUUUGGCACAUCAGAGGAAGGUAAGCUACAUGUUGGCGCGAAACACAGAGGACUUGGAAAGACGUCUGAAGAUGCAGCUAGAAGAGCUGGAAAUAUCACACAGAGACACUAACUCGAAAACAAAGGCUUUUGAAAAGAGUGAAUGCAGCAGAGACAGAGACUGUAGAUUCUCUUCAGAUACCUGUGGAUCACAACACCCAUCUCUCCCUGACAGCCUUGAUGCUUAUGAUGUUCUGAGCUCCAAACCAAACCAACCAUCCACUGAAAUGAGAGAAACUAAACCUGACAAUAGAGAUGUUUAAAGACAUGAGAUCACUAUCCAUGCUGUUUUAUUUUAUUUUAAAGUAUUUUAAAAAGCCAUAAUUAUCCAUUUAAGUGCUAUAGCAUAGGAUAACUUUGAAUAUCAGAGGUCUGAGGAUUAUAUUAUUGGAAAACCGAAUCCUUUGCAACAAGUUCUAAGAUACAUUAUACACAGCAAAAUGGAUUAAAAAUAUCUGUAAUUCAAAAUAAAUUAUAACUAUACUUGAGAAAAUGAAAUCGUUAAGACUUUUUACAAAACAUGCCCGAUGAUGGAUACUUUAAAGUAUAAAGCUGAUCUGAGAUUGCCCAGAGUAUGCACAGCUAAAGAUGCAUACUGUGACUACAAUCUAUCUAAUAGAUAAUAAUCUUAUAUACGUUUU